This is a messenger RNA of Hevea brasiliensis (rubber tree), 1787 nucleotides long. RefSeq lists its product as uncharacterized. The record is from RefSeq and is a predicted model, not a curated record. Lineage: Eukaryota; Viridiplantae; Streptophyta; Magnoliopsida; Malpighiales; Euphorbiaceae. Bases 227 to 1330 code for a protein of 367 amino acids. The transcript has 10 exons. Gene Ontology annotation, molecular function: nucleic acid binding; RNA-DNA hybrid ribonuclease activity.
AUCCUGCCGCCUUGCAGAGACAAGAGGGGAGAGCCCUCUCUUUCACUGGCUUCUCAUCAAAGCGUCUUUAUGUACGGUAUUGUUGUACUCCACGCUGCGCUUUCUUAGUUUCCCUUCUCUCCUCAAAUUCAAUUCAGUUAGGUUUCUGUUUUGCUUGCUAUGAGCUCUCUCAACUUGGUUGCUGAGAAAGUAGGGAAAAAUAAAAUCUAAGGAAGCCUGCUCUGUAAUGAAUUGCUUAUCACGUGUUUCUUCCUAUACUGCGGCUAUAUUUGGAAGGGCGGCAAGCCAUUUCAUUUGGCAGAAUACAUCGCAUCCAUGUUCCAUUCCCUUGUGGAAAAGAAGAUUUGAUCAAGCGGAUCACAAAACAGUCAAUUUUGAAUUUUUGUUGCCCAGAUUUCAGGUCCAGUGCUACUCGUCACGAAAAGCUAGUGCAAAAACUCCGCGAAAGAGUAAAUUGGAUCCUGCUCCAACAAUUAUGGAGCAAGAGAAUGAUGCUUUCUUUGUUGUGCGGAAAGGCGAUAUUGUUGGUGUCUAUAAGAGUUUCACUGAGUGUCAAGCUCAAGCUGGAUCUUCAAUAUGCGACCCUCCUGUCAGUGUUUACAAGGGGUAUGCGUUACCUAAGGACACCGAGGGGUAUCUCAAGUCACAUGGGCUGCAGAAUGCUUUGUACACAAUCAGAGCUGCAGACUUGAAAGAGGACCUUUUUGGCACACUUGUUCCCUGUCCGUUUCAGCAACCAGCUUCCUCCAAAGGCGAAACACACUUGCUGGAUGCCUCAAAAAAGAGAUCACAAGAAUUACUGGAUGUGGGAACAGACAGAUCAGCGUCUGGUUUAACUGAUCCCUUGAGAAAGCAUGCCAGGUUGGACAGUCAAAGCAAGGCUCAGGCACUGUCUUCUGAUCGUCACUCCUGUGUUCUUGAGUUUGAUGGUGCUUCAAAAGGAAAUCCUGGACCAGCUGGGGCUGGAGCUUUGUUACGGACUACUGAUGGAAGUUUGAUCUGCAGAUUGCGAGAAGGAUUGGGCACAACAACAAAUAACGUAGCCGAAUAUAGAGCCAUGAUUUUAGGGUUGAAAUAUGCUCUUAAAAGGGGUUAUACGAAAAUUCAAGUCCAAGGUGACUCUAAACUUGUCUGUUCUCAGGUUCAGGGUUUAUGGAAGGUCAAACACCCUAACCUGGCUGACCUGUACAAGGAGGCAAAAGAGCUGAAGGGCAAGUUUGUUUCUUUUCAGAUCAACCAUGUACUGAGAGAAUUUAACUCUCAGGCCGAUGCUCAAGCAAACUUGGCCAUCAACCUUGCUGAUGGCCAAGUUCAAGAGGAAUAUGAAUAGCAAUUCAUAAUGGAGACUGCAUGGUGUUUUUGGGGGAAUAGUUGACCCAAGUGAUUUUAUUCUUUCAGAGUUGAACCUGGCAGCAGGCUUAGUAACAAGGAGUGCAGCUAAACCUGGCACCAUUUUCCAUUCUGUCUAAUUGUGCUUGUGCUUGAGAUAUCAACUUCAGUCAUGCUGUAAAGCAGCACAAAGAUGUCAAAUUCACAAGUGCUGAUUUCAUAUCUUUGAAAUAGGCAUAGAUCUAUGAAUCUCACUCUCACAGUUUAUUAUUUAUUCUUUCCCAAAUAUUACAGCUGGGCAUUGAGACUUGGGAUUAUGUAUAGACAAGUAUAUAAAAUUGUUAGUGAUUGCUAUUAGCUGAUAACAUAGAUGGUUUAUGCCUUUUUUCAAUUUAUUCUUGCAGCAUACGUUAAGGACAUGAUUCAUGUUGUUUUUUAAGGAAUGGUCCUUUCUUUUA